Vicia villosa (hairy vetch) is the source of this 694-nucleotide messenger RNA. Its product is annotated as non-seed lectin-like. The record is from RefSeq and is a predicted model, not a curated record. The transcript has a single exon. Gene Ontology annotation, molecular function: carbohydrate binding. The annotation marks the transcript as partial. Lineage: Eukaryota; Viridiplantae; Streptophyta; Magnoliopsida; Fabales; Fabaceae.
AAACUCACCAAUGGUAAUCCAGAAUUAAUCAUUCAAGGGGACGCCCAUUUUGUAGACGGUGGUUUUGUGGCACUCACCAACAGAACACCUCCAGCUACAACCACAGGACGUGCCUUAUAUAAAACACCUGUGACCCUUUGGAACGAUACUACUGGCCAAGUUGCCAGCUUUAACACUUCCUUUUCGUUCGUUGUAGAAUCCCCGGAGGAACAACCUUGUCCAACUGAUGGACUGAUCUUUUUCAUUGCACCCCUGGACACCGUGAUUCCCAAUAACUCAGACAGUAGAUAUCUAGGAGUAGUUGAUGGUAAAAAUGCAAUAAAUCGAUUUGUUGGUUUAGAGUUUGACCUUUAUCCCAAUUAUUUUGAUCCCUAUAUGAGACAUAUUGGAAUCGAUGUCAACUCUUUAAUUUCGCUCAAAACUGAGAAAUGGAAUUGGGUGAGUGAUUCAUUGACAAAAGUAACUAUAACAUAUGACUCUCCUUCUAACGAGUUGAGUGCUCUUGUCACUUACGAAAAUGGAGAAUACACUAGCAUUGCACAAGCGGUUGAUUUGAAAACUGUGCUUCCCAACAUUGUUAGGAUUGGUUUUUCUGCUACUUCAAAAACUGGUGUAGCACACAACAUUCAUUCAUGGUCAUUCGCAUCAGACUUGGAAACAACUAUAAGCAGUGUCUCAGACAUAUGAAUGAAUA